AAUCAACAUUCCAUCACCAGUUUGCUGCUUAUCAUUAUUAUAACAGCUUUGUUGUUAAUAACAAACGAACGUAUAAUGGAUAACAAUAAAGGCGGAUACUCAAACAAAACUAACCAACCUUGGUUACGUUGACUACCAAUAAAACAACAUAAACAGAUUAUCUGGAACUAUUGAUAAAUCAGGGAAAAUAAAGAAAAAGUAAUCGGCACAGAUAAUAGCAAAAACGAAAAUAUUUGUACAUUAUGCUAGUAAACAAACAGCAAAGCCAAUAAGUUAUCGUAAGAACUUUAAAUUAUAAGCAGCAUGAAUACACAUACUAGUAGAUCCUUUUUACAUUCAUGUCUGAAAGUUCCAAUCGAUCCAUGCAAUAAUUGUCCUGCACCAAUAUAUAAUCGACCAAAAAUGUAUUUAGGACGGUUGGCGACAACACCGUUAAGCGCUGCAAAUAGAUCGCUAAAAACAAGUGAAUUUGAAAAUGUAGACACAAUGGCGGGAAACAGUGGAAUACGUUCUUUGGCUAAACUAUACGACAGCAUACCAGAUUAUUGUGAUAUAAAUCAUCUACCGAAUGAAGAGUUUUAUUCGACUCUUGAUACAUUGCGGUCCACAUGCUGUGAGCUGCGUACCAAAACGGCGCAAGCAUGUGUGGUGGAGUCAAGCAGCACGACAUCCUCUGUAUCUUCACAUUUUAUCAACAUCCAGCGGGGGAAGUCGAGUAAGCAGCCGAAGAGUAGACCGUCUACCGGCAAAAGUAGUAGCAAAAAGAAGGCUGGAAAGAUUAAAAGUCAAGGUUACUCAAAUCUGCACUGUUCGUCAGAAACUCCUAUCAGCAAUGCGCAUAAAUUAGACUUUACCAAGCAUAGCGUAAUAAAGAAUUAUAGCAAAGAGUUUGAGGAUGAAGUAAAGGAAUUCCAAAAAACUUUAAAAGACUUUGAAGACGAGCUCAAACAACGUCAUUCAUUUGCCGCGUAUACGGAAUCAAAAAUUAGAACAACUAAAGUUAACCCAAACAUUAAAGAAGGCAGCGAUUUGGAAAAGAGCACAGAUAAACUACCAAAUAAACCCAGCGCAUCAAACAUUCGUGAAUUCUACAAAAAGCCUGAAGACAAUAUGCGUCCGAAUUCCAAAGCUAGUAACACAAGUCUUCGGAAGUUUUUGAGAAAAUCAUUUUCUUUUAAUGACAUUAAUAGCAUCGCCGAUAGCCGAGUAAGCGAAGAUACAGAAAUAAAACAUCCGGUGGAUAAGGUUUCUGAAACUCAAAUUCUUAUAAAUCGAACGCCUUCCAAAUUCAGCAGUUAUUUCGCACAGAAAACAAGCAUUACUUCGCCCGAGAGCAUCCCUCCGAAGAUUGUUAUCGAUCCACCAAGUAGUGAAACAACUUCCGUGAAAUCUUCAAGUCGCUCGAACGGUGGAAGAAAGAAGAAAAGGCAACAGAGGGACUUUAAAGUGCCUUUUUCAAUUUUUAACUUGGGCACGAAAACGGAAAGUCUAAAGAAUUCAACUCCAUCACCUGUACAUCCGGUGGCCAGACCUAACCUCGCUGCUACUUUAAGAGUUGAAGUUUCGAAAAAGAAACUGAAGGAACUGCAAAACAACUGCACAUACCACGAUAGCACGCCACAAUUCGAUUGGGAAGUACGCAAAACGCCAGCGUGGAAAUCACUUUCCCUCAAUGAGUCGCACAAAGAGAUACUGUCCAUGCGUUUAGCCACCCGCAAAGCGGAACAGGAAAUGCAGAAACGCGAAUACGAGCUGAACAUGGAGUUAAUGCGUCAGCGCGUAAAAUCAGCACCACUUCUUUUGGAAGGUGCCACAUUUUGGGGUCCUCAUAUUGGAAAAUUAACACAUACAUGUCAGCGUGAGGGUGCCAGCCACUGCUGCCAAACCAAUCAACGCAAAGCGCGUAGUAAAAGCGCCGAUAGUCGUAGAAAAGUGUACACUCGUGAGCGAGUUGAGAGUGAAUGCAGUCAAAGGAGUAACAAACUAAAUAUACUACAAAAAAUUUAUGGUGGUAGUUCAAAAGUGCAUUCGCGAAGUGCAACACAAACGCCGGUGAGGAGAAAAUCAUUGCAAUCUGAUGGAAAACAACAUGCGGAACAAACGCAGGCUCCGCAAACACAAAAUGACAGUGGCGAUGAAUUAUCUAGUUUAGAUAGAGCAUUCUUGUAGGUAAUAUAUGCAAACAAAGCAGACCUAAGUAGAUACU
Rhagoletis pomonella (apple maggot) is the source of this 2206-nucleotide messenger RNA. RefSeq lists its product as uncharacterized. Bases 304 to 2169 code for a protein of 621 amino acids. The transcript has 7 exons. Lineage: Eukaryota; Metazoa; Arthropoda; Insecta; Diptera; Tephritidae. The record is from RefSeq and is a predicted model, not a curated record.